GUCCUUCCAGCUCGGCGGACCAGGAGCUCCCCCGUCAUCUUCAGCGUAUGUGCUGCCUCCUGGAGCAACAGAAAAUCAGACUAUGCAAGACCAGGCAUCUAUGUUGGAAGGUUCUCAGAAUGGUUGGAAUGAUCCUCCAGCUUUGAACAGAGUACCCAAGAAGAAGAAGAUGCCUGAGAACUUUACGCCUCCUGUUCCCAUCACAUCACCAAUCAUGAACCCCUUGGGUGACCCCCAGUCACAGAUGCUGCAGCAACAGCCUUCAGCUCCAGGACCACUAUCAAGCCAAGCUUCCUUCCCGCAGCCACACCUUCCAGGUGGCCAGCCCUUCCACGGCAUACAACAAUCCCUCAGUCAACCAGGGGUGCCUCCGUCUUUUUCAAAGCCCAAUAUUGAAGGUGCCCCUGGGGCUCCUAUUGGAAAUACCAUGCAGCAUGUGCAGUCUUUGCCAACAGAAAAAAUUACCAAGAAACCUAUUCCAGAUGAACACCUCAUUCUAAAGACCACAUUUGAGGAUCUUAUUCAGCGCUGCCUCUCUUCAGCCACAGAUCCUCAAACCAAGAGGAAGCUAGAUGAUGCCAGCAAACGUUUGGAGUUUCUGUAUGAUAAACUUAGGGAACAGACACUUUCACCAACAAUCAUCAAUGGUUUACACAACAUCGCAAGGAGCAUUGAGACUCGAAACUACUCAGAAGGAUUGACCAUCCAUACGCACAUAGUUAGCACCAGCAACUUCAGUGAGACCUCUGCUUUUAUGCCAGUUCUCAAAGUUGUUCUCACCCAGGCCAAUAAGCUGGGUGUCUAAAGGAUGGCUUCACUCUCAGCCACUAUUGCCGUUUUUCCAAAGAAACAUGUUUUAAAAAACGAUAAGAUGUGGACCAGUCCUCCUUAGCAUGUUUCCAUAGCAGCCAGUCAAGAACAUUUACAUAGUUUCUGCAGAUAUACUCACCUUAGACCUGCUCAAAACCCUGGUGCUUUCUUUUGUUUUAAUCUUUUAUUGCCUGUGAUGAUUUUCCUAUUCUGCAAAUAAUGUAUUUCCUGGAUUACACAUAGUAUGCUUUCCUGAAGUAUUCUGAUAAAAUAUGGUUUUUGAAACCUCAGGUUUACCUUUUGGAGAAGGAGCCUUUGGUUAUGUGUAAAGCAGAGCUGAAACUAAAUUUCUUUCAUGUCCUCCCUACUUCCUCCGUGUCAAUCAGAUUAAAGUGUGUAAUCCUA
Molecule: messenger RNA, 1215 nt
Organism: Balaenoptera ricei (Rice's whale)
Lineage: Eukaryota; Metazoa; Chordata; Mammalia; Artiodactyla; Balaenopteridae
Product: protein transport protein Sec31A-like
Exons: 7
Coding region: 83-805 (240 amino acids)
Biological process (GO): COPII-coated vesicle cargo loading; intracellular protein transport; endoplasmic reticulum organization
Cellular component (GO): endoplasmic reticulum exit site; COPII vesicle coat
Molecular function (GO): structural molecule activity
Source: RefSeq, a predicted model, not a curated record